CCGCUGGCUUCGCACCCCGGGACCUGGUCUCCAGCCUCUAAAGGCUGCGAGUGGGUCGCCGCGUCUGGAUCCAGCCGGCGCUGCUGGUCUGCUUGUUCACCACCGCGAAUGCGCGCGAGACGAUGGAGGCCGCGCACCUGAACUUCAACAGCACGCUCGGGGCGGCGUUUCUGGGUCAUUUCGCGACGGCGAUUUUGUACGGCAUUACCAGUCUCCAGGCGUUCACGUACUUCAAGCAGUACUUCCGAGAUCCACCAGUGUUGCGAUUGCUGGUUUUCACACUAUGGAUUUUAGACACCCUACACGCUGCUAUGAUCACGUACUCCAUGUACUUCUACGUGGUCCUGAACUUCGCGAACCCGUCCAUCGUUGAGCGACCAGUAUGGAGUGUUUGGAUCAUGAUCAUGGUUUCGAAUCUCAGCAACAUCAUUGUUAGAGGGAUUUUCUGUCAUCGGUUAUGGAGACUGGGCCGUAAGUCCUGGGUCCUCCCAGCAUUCGUUGCUCUGUUGUCUCUCUACAUCAUCGUGGAUGCCUUUUAUUUUGCCGUCAGGGGCCUCCACAUCAAUAGUUACAUCGAUAUCGACCAGUUCUCGUGGAGUCUGUACGUCGGCUUCACCUUCGAGGUCGUCGCUGACUUCGUCAUCACCGGAGCGCAAUACCUAUACCUGCGACGGUUCCGGACGGGCAUCAGGUUUACGGACUCCGUGAUUUCAACCCUGAUGCUGUAUUGCAUUAAUACCGGGUUGUUAACGAGCGUCUGUGCGUUGCUAUGUCUGAUCACGUACGCGACCCUCUCGCAUAUGUUCGUCUACUUCGCGUUCUACUUCGUCCUGAGCAAACUAUACGUCAACUCGGUGCUCGCAAAUCUGAACGCACGCGCGAUCAUCGUCGAGACGAUGGCACCCCAAGGCGUCGACCGCGGGCCGUUCGGAUCCGGGCAGAACCCGCUCGAAAAGCCGCGGAAAGAGUUCACAUCGUCGUCGUCGGGGGCAGGCCCAUCAUCUCAUGACAGAGCACAGGUGCGUGCGCGACAUCCUUGCCGGUGAGAGGAUGGUCGACCGAUACUUGGACAGUUCUCGACGGUGAUCGACCCUGUGAUGAUCACGAUGACAAACCUCCCGCAACAGUCCAGCCUCACGCUCGAAGGAAGGGAUGUUCAUGACCUAGUAUGACUGGCCCCGAUGCCCUCGAUAUCAGCUGUAAAGUGCCUUCGACUGGUUGCUUGCCGGCCAGGAUAGACCGCAUUCUCGCCGUCCGCACGGCACCUUGUAUCACUACAAUGCUCAUUCUGCAUCCGAUACCCCAACGUGUACUUUUAGCACCGCUUACACCCAUUUGCCCUGGUCCAAAGCCUGAUUUAGGUUCUCAACAAUUGCGGCAGC
Fomitopsis serialis is the source of this 1382-nucleotide messenger RNA. RefSeq lists its product as uncharacterized. Lineage: Eukaryota; Fungi; Basidiomycota; Agaricomycetes; Polyporales; Fomitopsidaceae. The record is from RefSeq and is a predicted model, not a curated record. The transcript has 18 exons. Bases 123 to 1046 code for a protein of 307 amino acids.